UGAGAUCCGUGAUUCUGAUUUGAAAGGACAGAACUGAAACGAAGAGAAAUGAAAGAUCCAGUUUUAUAUGGUGAAUUUAGGAGACAGUUAAAAGCAGUUCAAAUAGCCAUAAGAGUACAUGGAGCUUCUAAUAAUAGUUUUACUGACAACUGUCAAGGGAAUCCCCAUCAAGCACCAUACAGCAUAGAAGUUAGAUCAGAUGCCAUCAGCCUGGUUCAAGACAAACCACUCAAACAAUGGACAUUUCUCCUCCCCGAGGGGCUCCGAGCUCUGCCUGGAUCCUGUAGUGGACUGGAGUGGAUCCAGGGAGAAGGGAUCCAGAUGAGACUCCAGCUGGAGACUGAUGAUUUAAAUGGAGCACAGGAGGCAGAGCCAGAGAAGGGAGGAGAGCUGGAUGAAGAGACUGGUGACCUGUUUCUCAAGGCACUGGAAAAUCCAAGCUGUGAGGUGUCUUGCUCAAGAUGUGGUGCGCCUCUUGUUCAACCUUCUGGUGGUUUCAAGAAGGUUCUUCCACUGCCGUCAGGAGACUGGGGCGACAUGGCCGCCGACAUGUGGUGCUGUAAGAGCAAGGUCAUCGCCGAGGAAAGAGGCAAGAUGAGCCCUCUACAGUUGAACCCAGAGGAAGGAUCCAUCAUGGUGGAUGACCUUCAUCUACUGAUUAACUCAAGAAUGCUGACCAAAGGGUCAGUCCAGAUUGAAGUAAAGAAGAUGACUGGUCUGUCAAAUACCAAGCAGACUGGUAAAUCAUUCAAUGUGCUGUGUCAGAGAUGUGGUAACAUUCUGGGAUCUAUAGAUAACUCAGGGGGCAGCAGUCAGCUAGAAACCACAAAGCUCUACCGCUAUGCAGUCUGUAUCCAACACAAAAGAAAUCAUCUCUCUGAUAAAAUGAAUAAUCCUCUCCAGCAAACAAUAUGCAGUGUGAUGGUUUCUCUGUUCAAGAAUCAGAUGACCUUCAAGUAUAUCAUUGAGGAUGAAGAGGAACAUAAACCAAGGUUACUGAUAUGGCUGUUGGGAAUAGACACCAGACUUCUAUUUGGAGGAGCGCCAUCUACCAUCAAAGAUCAAGCAGGCUCUUCAUCUCUUCAUCAACCUUCCCCUCCUAUACCCCCUGAGGGCAGCAGAUUAGAAGUUCAGCUGAAGAGUCUACCAAUCGUCAAGGUCCUCUAUCAGACAUGCAACAGUGACACGGGUCAAAGGUUAGGUCAAGAAUGGAACAAGGAUCUGAUGGUUCACGGCAUCACACUCACCAUGGAGGCGUGUUUACAACUAGGGUUACUACUAGCAACCAGUACACUCCAGGCCCCGCCUUCUAUGAGGCAAAUGAAUGGAUUUAGGGUGGGAUCUCUGAAGCUUUGAUGGAGGUUAAUGGCUCUUGCCAAGUAUGAUGAAUUACCAUGAAAUGUUUCAAGGACUGGUACAGUGUCAUCUAAUGUUGCACCCGUAGUACAAGUAGAAGGAGGAGGAGAAAGAGAUGAAGAAGAAAGAGAUGGAAGAAAAGAAGAAGAUGGAAAAGAAGGAAGAGGAGAAGAAGGAGGAGGGGGAGGAUGAGAAGAAGAAGAAGGAAAAAAAGCAAGAGGAAAAAAGGAAAAGGAGAAAACAAAUUGAUAGAACAACAGUGCCUUUUUUCACUAAAAAGAUAAAAAUGAAUAAAUGAAAUAACAUGAUUGUCAAUGACAGUGUGAAUUAUUUUUGUAGACAGUGCAAUAUGAGCGUUCAUUAAAUGACAUGGCAUGUAAA
Molecule: messenger RNA, 1737 nt
Organism: Strongylocentrotus purpuratus (purple sea urchin)
Lineage: Eukaryota; Metazoa; Echinodermata; Echinoidea; Camarodonta; Strongylocentrotidae
Gene: ube3d
Product: E3 ubiquitin-protein ligase E3D-like
Exons: 9
Coding region: 49-1356 (435 amino acids)
Biological process (GO): protein polyubiquitination; protein monoubiquitination; proteasome-mediated ubiquitin-dependent protein catabolic process
Cellular component (GO): cytosol; nucleus; ubiquitin ligase complex
Molecular function (GO): cyclin binding; ubiquitin protein ligase activity; ubiquitin conjugating enzyme binding
Source: RefSeq, a predicted model, not a curated record